Molecule: messenger RNA, 2209 nt
Organism: Drosophila willistoni
Lineage: Eukaryota; Metazoa; Arthropoda; Insecta; Diptera; Drosophilidae
Product: PHAF1 protein CG7083
Exons: 2
Coding region: 370-1701 (443 amino acids)
Biological process (GO): Golgi to plasma membrane protein transport
Cellular component (GO): trans-Golgi network
Source: RefSeq, a predicted model, not a curated record
UAUUAUCUCAUUUUUCGUUUGCGAACUGCGCAUUAUACGCCUUUGUUCUGAAAAAAAAAUUAUUAAAUUAAAUAUUUGCAAGAGAAACUCACCUGAAACAUACCAAACGCAAAAAAUUAAACUGCCAGCCAAUAAAAUCAUUGCAUAAUUAACAAUAAAACGAAUUGUAAACUUGCUAAAAACAAUAACAACAACGAGAAGGAGAAGGAAAACAAACAAAUCAGAGAAAAGAGACGGAGACAAAGAAAAAUAGUGAACAAAUUACUUGAAAACAACAACAAGCCCAACUACAACGAAAUUGCGCAUAUUUUCGUGUUGUGGGGCCAGCAGCUCAGCUGAUUUCACAUAUCAAGAAGACAUAAAAUCAAAAUGUUGGACCUGGAAAUAGUACCCGAGAUCUCGCUAGGCUGCGAUGCCUGGGAGUUUAUCUUGGGCAUGCAUUUCUCCCAGGCAAUAGCAAUCAUUCAGUCCCAAGUGGGCAUCAUCAAAGGUGUCCAGGUGCUCUAUUCGGACACAAAUCCCUUGGGGGUAGAUAUUAUAAUCAAUUUGCCUCAGGAUGGUGUUCGCCUGAUCUUUGAUCCAGUUGUACAGCGCCUAAAAACCAUUGAGGUGUUCAACAUGAAGUUAGUGAAACUGAAAUACGGCGGAGUCUACUUUAAUUCACCUGAAGUGCUGCCAAGCAUAGAGCAAAUCGAGCAUUCAUUUGGAGCCACCCAUCCUGGUGUAUAUGAUGCAGCCAAACAGCUUUUUGCCCUACAUUUUCGUGGAUUGAGCUUCUAUUUCCCAGUCGACAGCAAACUGCAUUCAGGCUAUGCACACGGUUUGGGCUCUCUGGUGUUCCUUAAUGGCGCCUCGCCUGUGGUCUCCAAAAUGUCUCUGUAUGCAGGCAGCAAUGUGUCCGAAAAUCGUGCCCCUUCACUGCCGUUGGCCUGUUAUCAUAGACAAAUGUAUUUGGAAUCGGCUACUGUGAUGAGAUCUUCGUAUGGUCAUACAAAAGGUUUGAAGCUGAAACUUUUCACCGAAGGUUCAGGACGAGCUUUGGAGCCCAGGCGACAAUGCUUUACCAGGGAACUACUUUUCGGAGAUAGCUGUGAAGAUGUGGCCACCAAUUUGGGUGCCCCCAACAGAAUAUUCUUCAAGAGUGAGGAUAAAAUGAAAAUCCACAGCUCGAGUAUCAACAGACAGGCACAGAGCAAACGCAGUGACAUCUUCUUCAAUUACUUCACCCUGGGCAUAGAUGUUCUCUUCGAUGCGCGCACACAGACCUGCAAGAAAUUCAUCCUGCAUACCAAUUAUCCCGGACACUUUAAUUUCAAUAUGUAUCAUCGGUGUGAGUUUCAAUUCCAGUUAGAAUCGGAUCACCCCAUUGGAGGCGGCACCAAUGCAAGCGACAAUAACCUCGAUCUGGUUACGCCCACAAAAACAGAUUAUGUCAAUCUAACUGCUUAUACCAAAUGGGAUGAGAUAAGUGGCUCGCUGGCAACUUCCGAGCGUCCUGUGGUCUUGCAUCGUGCCAGCUCAACGAAUACAGCAAAUCCCUUCGGUUCGACCUUCUGCUAUGGCUAUCAAGAUUUGAUAUUUGAAGUGAUGCCCAACAAUCAUAUAGCUUCGGUUACUUUAUAUAAUUCAGCACCACCGCGGCAGCCAGCCCAUUCCUGGCAGCAGCACAAAAUGCAAGAUAUACGCCUAACAGUGGCCUAAAUUUUUGAUUUCCCAAUUAACUCAAUCAAUCAACAAAUUUGCUGCUAAAAAACAAGAAAAACAAAACAAAAAAAAAAACAAAAACAUUUAACCGAGGAUGUGGGCUCUAUGAUGCUUGUCAUCUCAUCGUAUAUACAUACAUACAUACAUAUAUCGUCGUGUUCUAACUUUUAAGCCACACACACACAAAUGAUCUAACCUAGGCUUAAAUUAGUUACAUAAAUAUACAAAUAUAUAUCUUAAAUAUAUAUAGAAUUUCUAUUUUGUAAGAUAAGUAACUAAACAAUUGCAAUUCAAUUUGAUCUGAUCCGAAUUCUCUUAUAAUUUUCAUAUUCCACCACAUUUUGUUUCAACUCUUGACCCUACGACUCAUCGUAAAAUUAAUAACUAAUUUAGCCUUGUAAUUUUAAUGAAAAAAAAACAAAUAUUAACAUAACAAAUUGCAUGUCGUUAAAAUAUUUCAAUAUUUUUAAGCUCAAACACACGUGUAUUUCUCUUUAAAAAAGAA